CAGCACCCAUCCCCCGGGGAGGAGCCCAGAGGGGGGCAUGGCUGCUGCGCAGAGGAAAGCAACGUCUCAGGUGAGACGAGCAACGUCUCAGGUGAGCUCCUUGCCGUCCCUGUUCUUAGCGGAUGGAUUUCGUUGUUGCCGUUGUUGUUGUUAACCUUCUAACUGAAGUUCUCUACCCAGUGCAGUCAUCGCCAGGUUUCAGAGCAGAAGUCCUUUGGCCACGGGACGGUGGAUGCUUAGGGAAUGCUUCCCUGCCCUCCCAGUCUGCUGUGUCUGGCGUUCUUUUCUUUUCCCAACAAGACACGCUUUUGCUCACUAAUCUCAGUCCACUGUGUGGUUACUGACUGGAUAGGUAAGAUGCCCCGUGUUCUUAUGUCACUAGGGACGGAGCAGACAUGCACACCUGGGAAAAGUGGUUUCUGGCCCUGCCUUUUUUCCUCAUCCGUGUCUCCCUUCCUGCCCCUGGUGUCUCUGGUGUUCGAGGAUGUGGCCGUGCUCUUCAGUCGGGAUGAGUGGAGAAAGCUGGACCCUUCUCAGAGAAAACUGUACCGGGAUGUGAUGCUGGAGAACUACAGCAACCUGCUCUCCCUGGGACUCCCAUUUACCAAACCAAGAGUGAUCUCACUGCUGCAGCAAGGAGAAGAUCCCUGGAAGGUAGAGAGAGAGAGUCCUGGCAGACCCUCUCCCGGAUUUAAGAGCAGUCCUAAAACAACAAAAUCAACUCAAACUCAAGACUCAUUUCAGGAGUUGAUAAGGAAAAGACUAAAAAGGGAUGAACCUUGGGACUUCAUAUUAGCAAAGCCCUGCAUAAAUGAAGACAGGUUAAAGAAACAGGACAAAACCAAAAGUUUACAAAUAAUUUCAAUCACCCAUACAAAAAUCCUCACCGUAGGUGGAAGCCAUAAAAACAAUGAAUUUAGCCAAAACUUCAACCUGAAAUCAGUCUUCAUUAAGCAACAGAGGUUUGCUAUAGAGAAAACAUCAUCAACAUAUGAAAUACAAAGAAAUAACUUCAAGCAGAAUUCAAAUUUACAUAACCAACCAAAGAUCAAAACGGCAGAGAAACAUUAUAAAUGUAAUAUAUGUGAAAAAGCCUUCAUUCACAAUUCAUCUCUUCGUAAACAUCAGAAAAACCACACUGGAGAGAAAUUAUUUAAAUGUAAAGAAUGUUUAAAAGCCUUCAGCCAAAGUUCUGCUCUUAUUCAACAUCAAAGAACUCAUACUGGAGAGAAACCCUAUAUAUGUAAAGAAUGUGGGAAAGCUUUCAGCCAUAGUGCAUCCCUUUGUAAGCACCUAAGGACCCAUACUGUGGAAAAAUCCUAUAGAUGUAAAGAAUGUGGUAAAUCCUUCAGCAAAAGAUCUGGCCUGUUUAUACAUCAGAAAAUCCAUGCUCGAGACAAUCCCCAUAAAUAUAAUCCAGGUAGGAAACCUUCCAGUUGUAGUACUUCCCUUUCUGGAUGCCAAAGAAUUCAUUCCAGAAAGAAGUCCUACUUGUGUAACGAAUGUGGCAAUGCCUUUAAAUCUAGCUCAUCCCUUCGUUAUCAUCAGCGAAUUCACACUGGAGAGAAACCUUUUAAAUGUAGUGAAUGUGGGAGAGCCUUCAGUCAGAGUGCGUCUCUUAUUCAACAUGAAAGAAUUCACACUGGAGAAAAGCCCUACAGAUGUAAUCAGUGUGGAAAAGGCUUCACUUCUAUUUCACGUCUUAAUAGACACCGAAUAAUCCAUACUGGAGAGAAAUUGUAUAAUUGUAAUGAAUGUGGUAAAGCCUUAAGUUCCCACUCAACACUUAUUAUUCAUGAGAGAAUUCAUACUGGAGAGAAACCAUGUAAGUGCAAAGUGUGUGGGAAAGCCUUCAGACAGAGUUCAGCUCUCAUUCAACACCAGAGAAUGCAUACUGGAGAAAGACCCUAUAAGUGUAAUGACUGCGGGAAAACAUUCAGGUGUAACUCCUCCCUUAGUAAUCAUCAAAGAAUUCACACUGGAGAGAAACCAUAUCGAUGUCUGGAAUGUGGAAUAUCUUUCGGCCAAAGUGCGGCUCUUAUACAGCAUCAGAGGAUUCAUACAGGAGAAAAACCUUUUAAAUGUAACACAUGUGGGAAAACUUUUAGACAAAGCUCAUCACUUAUUGCACAUCAAAGAAUUCAUACUGGAGAGAAACCCUAUGAAUGUAAUGCAUGUGGGAAACUCUUUAGCCAGAGGUCAUCUCUUACUAAUCACUAUAAAAUUCAUAUUGAAGAGGACUCCUUGAAAACAGAUUUGCAUGUGUAAAAGCCUUAAACCAAAGCUUGUCAGAGGAUAGAUACUUGAGGUUGAUAUAAUGAAAAUAAGAAAAUCUUAUUUUAAUUUAGUCCUUAUCAGAUAUUAAAUUUUAAGGAUAAACCAUGACUAUGUAAUAAAUAAGGGGGAAA
Molecule: messenger RNA, 2408 nt
Organism: Microcebus murinus (gray mouse lemur)
Lineage: Eukaryota; Metazoa; Chordata; Mammalia; Primates; Cheirogaleidae
Biological process (GO): regulation of cytokine production; negative regulation of transcription by RNA polymerase II; regulation of immune system process
Cellular component (GO): nucleoplasm; nucleus
Molecular function (GO): RNA polymerase II cis-regulatory region sequence-specific DNA binding; DNA-binding transcription repressor activity, RNA polymerase II-specific
Source: RefSeq, a predicted model, not a curated record